UUUGAGUUUCACAUAAACCAAACCCGUCAACACCUCUUCUUUAAGGAUCUCUUUCCCUUCAAAGAAAAUAUCACAAAAAUGGCAAACGUCUCCGCCCUGCUCACGAUAGCUCUUCUCCUGUGCUCCACGCUAAUGUGCACUGCCCGCCCCGAACCGGCCAUAUCCGUCUCUAUCACGACUGCUGCCGAUCCAUGUAACAUGGAGAAGAAAAUAGAAGGAAAAUUAGAUGACAUGGUAGAAGAAAACUGUGGUUCCGACGACGAAGAUUGCUUAAUGAGGAGGACUUUGGUCGCUCAUACUGACUACAUCUAUACCCAGAAGAAGAAGAAGAAUCUUUGAAUUUCACUAAUUUAUUUCUAACAAACUUUUGCUUAAGGUUAUGUAAUUUAUGUCAUCUUUAAUUAGUAUUUGUCACAAACAACAUCAAGAUAUAUAGUUAUGGUUGUGAUUAUUUAUAUGUAAUUUGGAUUGUGGAAGUCGAAACUAACACAA
Molecule: messenger RNA, 492 nt
Organism: Arabidopsis lyrata subsp. lyrata
Lineage: Eukaryota; Viridiplantae; Streptophyta; Magnoliopsida; Brassicales; Brassicaceae
Product: phytosulfokines 2
Exons: 2
Coding region: 79-339 (86 amino acids)
Biological process (GO): cell population proliferation
Cellular component (GO): extracellular region
Molecular function (GO): growth factor activity
Source: RefSeq, a predicted model, not a curated record